GAGCCUGUGUGAGUCUGUGUGAAGGGAGGCAGCAGAAAGCAGAAGCAGUGGGAGGGUGUGUGUGCGUGUGUGUGCUCUCGAUCGGCUCGGUGCGGCUCCACUGCUGCAGUCAGGACAUCAAUUUUGUAUAGACACUGAGUGGAGUGCUCACUAGCAUCAGGCCCUGCUUUCUUCCUGCACUCUCUCUAUUCCUCUCCGCUCUGCUACAUACUGCUCCGUCCGCCAGCCUGCUGCUGCUGCUAACGCUGCUCCUGCUGGCCAUGGAGAGCAGCUCCAUCAGCCUCUGAGCCAUGGAGCUGAGAGUAGAAGCAGCAUGUCUGCAUCUGACUCUAGUGCAGCGCUUCUCAGCGGCAAGGGUUCGGCUGAUUCCUACACUAGUAGACCCUCGGAUUCCGACCUGUCCCUGGAGGAGGAUAAGGAGGCGUCUCGGCGAGAAGCCGAGCGCCAGGCCCUGCUGCAGCUCGAAAGAGCCAAGACCAAACCUGUGGCUUUUGCAGUGAGAACCAAUGUCAGCUACUGUGGGGCCUUAGAUGAGGACUGUCCUGUGCAGGGCGCUGCCAUCAACUUUGAAACCAAAGACUUUCUACACAUAAAGGAGAAGUUCAACAAUGACUGGUGGAUCGGGCGGCUGGUGAAGGAGGGGGCUGAUAUCAGCUUUAUCCCCAGCCCCGUCAAACUUGAGGCCAUGCGCCUCAAACAGGAGCUGAAAGCUGCACAGAGAAAACCAGGAGGGAGGCCUACACCUCCAUCUUCAGCUAAACAGAAACAAAAGCAGACAGAGCAUGUUCCACCCUACGAUGUCGUACCCUCCAUGAGGCCUGUGGUGCUGGUUGGGCCUUCGCUGAAAGGCUAUGAGGUGACAGAUAUGAUGCAGAAAGCACUGUUUGACUUCCUCAAGCACAGGUUUGAUGGAAGGAUCUCUAUCACACGAGUGACUGCGGAUCUGUCUCUAGCCAAGAGGUCUGUGCUAAACAAGAAGGCCAUCAUGGAGAGGUCCAACACACGCUCCAGCUUAGCGGAGGUCCAGAGUGAGAUAGAGAGGAUAUUUGAGUUGGCAAAGUCUUUGCAGUUGGUGGUCUUAGACGCAGACACCAUUAACCAUCCAGCACAACUGACCAAGACAUCACUCGCCCCCAUCAUCGUCUAUGUAAAGGUGUCUUCCCCAAAGGUCCUCCAAAGACUCAUCAAGUCCAGGGGCAAGUCUCAAAGCAAACAUCUAAAUGUGCAGAUGAUGGCAGGAGAUAAACUCGCACAGUGCCCACCAGAAAUGUUUGAUGUCAUCCUGGAUGAGAAUCAGCUGGAAGAUGCGUGUGAACAUCUGGCUGAGUAUCUGGACAUCUACUGGCGUGCCACUCAUCUGCCAGGUUCAGCCCCUGUGAACCCCCUAUUGGAGCAAAAUGUGGUAACCCCACCCUCAGCUAACUCCAGUCAACAGUUCUCUGAGACUCAAGAACUGAUUGAAUGAGUGCUGCCAUAGACCUGGCUUGUACUAAGGUUGGUCAGAGUGGUGCGGAUCAUUCCGGCGCCUCCCUCAGUCCAUCUCUCAGAGGCCAGCCACUCUCUGCCCCUGAGCGGGAGGAGCUAGAGCAGCUGCCCCCUGAGGAGGAAGAGGAGGAGGAGGAGAAAGAGAUGAGGGUAAAUGAGGAAGAGGACCAACCCCACCAUCCUGAGCACACAGGAGGUGCAGCUCAAAGCCCACCCAGCACAGCCACGUGUGCCAGCCGCCACGUCUCAGGACCGCUCCGCUGCAGCAUAAUGCAUACAAAAACACACACAACCAACAAUGUAUGUGGAAGCACACACUCACAGACGUGCACUCCAUGUCCAAAAGUGUCCAUACGCUCCUAGUUAAUGUAUUGGGGCAUUUGAAGCACGAUCAUUGCUGACACAGAUGAUCGGUUGUGCACAUGCAGCUUAGAAAGGUACUGCUAAUAAGAACCCACUGGAUCAAUCACAGAUAAGUUUAGCUUUACACAGUGAAACUUUUAUGCAACCUGAGUUCUAUGUAAAAUUAAGGUGCAUAAAAAAGGAGAAAAUAAAUCUAGUUAUGUUGGUCAAAGUUACAGCAGGUUGAAGAGGAUUGAUUGGUGGCACAAGCAUCCGUUUAGACAGCUGUUGCUGGUAGUGGACUAGUUAAGGCAGCUCUGUAUGUAAACAUUGGCUUUGAGCAACUCUAACUUGUUUGUUACCAACCACAUGCCAGCCUUGCAAAAAGUUGAUCAGGGGAUCUCCUUUUUAACCGUUCAGUAAACCAUCUUCUGUUUCAGUGUCUUGUACAACUGAUCCGGUGAAAUCAGGCGAUUGAAAUGACACUGUUUGAUAUGAUCACAUGGUGUUAUUAGUGAUUUGAUUUGCUGUUUCAUGAAACUUGUUCCACAAAGUUAAGAUGCUUUGCAGGACACUUUAUGCAGGUCAAGCAUUAAUUAGUUUCAUGUAGGUUGCAUGAUAGUUUCACCAUGUGAAGCCAGGCUGAAAUCACCACAUGCAGUGCCAUUCAGCAGCUACAGGGGAGUAAUGUUGUUUGGCAUUGGAUUGUAGAGCAGUGGAAUCACAUUUUCUGGCAUGAUGAAGACAAAUAUCUUGAGUUGGAGUGCUGUUUGUGAUCCAGACGAGUUACCUCCGCAAAGGAAGGACAAACUCCCUAUUAGUUUAGCAAAAAAAUAAUUUACUUUGCCCAGUUUACCAUUAUUCCAAGUGUAGUCAGUAUGUCAGACCCUACAAAGCUAAAAGACUAAUGUACCCACACAGGAAAAAAUGAUAUCUUGGCAAGUGAGAUCACCUUAAAUCUUAAAUCUAAACCUUUUAGAUGAAACAAACACUCAACAGACUCAGUGACAUGUCAAAAACAUAUGAGUGUGAGGGUUAGGUUUUGGGUUGAAGUUGAGGUCAAGGCUAGGAUUAGGGCCAGGGUGAAGGUUAGGGUUAGGUUUUGGGUUGGGGUUAAGGUUAGGGUUAGGAUUUGGCCCAGGGUCAGGAUUUGGUGUUGGUAAGGUUGGUAAAUUUAGGUUUUGCAUAAUGGAAGUAACAUAUCAACAAUACAUCUACUUAAUGUGAUGUAUCAACAGUACAUCUACAAGACAUUUACUUCAGUGUAUUCAAAUGCUUUACUACUGCUACUUCACUUAUAUGUUGUUGAUGUGUUACUGAUCAUCUAUUAAAGAGUUUAUUAAUCAUUAACAAACUACCACUGCAAAUAAAGUGUUACAAAUAUAUCUAAUAUUUCUAAAUAUGACAGUUGUGUGAGAAUAUUACAAGUUUGGAUACUUUAUCAAGUGAAAUUGUCGUAUUCCAUUGGCAGAUCAUUUUGCUUGCGUCAAGUAUUGCUUUUGAAACAAGCAAAAUAAUCUGCAUUAUUUCUUGAAACAAUCAAAUUGAUAUGCUAAUGUGAAUUACAGUUUCUAAAGAUAAAAUGAUUUAAAACACACAAAAAAAUGAAUUAGUUCAGUAAUCUUAUAACAUUCUUAGAGCAAUCUCAUGACAAGCUAUAUAGACUGGUUUUAAGAUGUUUUCACUUGCCAAGAUAUAAUUUUUGUAAUGUAGUGAAAGACAAUUAUGUAUUUACACCAUGCAUAAUGCAUCGUAAUCAUUCCACCUUUGCCUCAGACCUUUUUUGUCCAUUUUUAUGGACAAUCAUGUGUUACACAGCAAUGGAAACCACAUAAGCAUGUCUUUUUAAGAUUGAUUUGCUUCUUUCGGAAGAAUCAUGUCUGGAUACUUUUGGACAUACAAUGUACAAAAACACAUACACAGCUGGUCUUAGCAGCCCUGCUGUGACUUGAAGUGAGACCCACAGGUGUUUUCCCCACUUCCUGGGUGAAGCCUUCUGUCAGACAGGCUC
Pygocentrus nattereri (red-bellied piranha) is the source of this 3838-nucleotide messenger RNA. It is a transcript of the gene cacnb3b, whose product is annotated as calcium channel, voltage-dependent, beta 3b. The record is from RefSeq and is a predicted model, not a curated record. Gene Ontology annotation, cellular component: voltage-gated calcium channel complex. Bases 314 to 1465 code for a protein of 383 amino acids. The transcript is spliced from 14 exons. Gene Ontology annotation, biological process: regulation of voltage-gated calcium channel activity; calcium ion transmembrane transport; chemical synaptic transmission. NCBI's taxonomy places the organism in Eukaryota, Metazoa, Chordata, Actinopteri, Characiformes, Serrasalmidae. Gene Ontology annotation, molecular function: high voltage-gated calcium channel activity; protein binding.